This is a messenger RNA of Spea bombifrons (plains spadefoot toad), 5280 nucleotides long. RefSeq names its product cell surface hyaluronidase-like. Lineage: Eukaryota; Metazoa; Chordata; Amphibia; Anura; Pelobatidae. The record is from RefSeq and is a predicted model, not a curated record. The transcript has 25 exons. Bases 90 to 4664 code for a protein of 1524 amino acids.
GUCCAGCCGGACCCGGAGAUCCUGAGCCCCCGGGAAGGGGAGGUGGAGAGACCGGUGUACGAGGUUUAAGCGACUGUGGAAGGUCCACGAUGAGAUGCUCUACAAUAGGACGGUGUCCACACUCCCCAAUACCGAAAGAGUGUCUGCAGAUUCGUUCUACAGAAACCUCGGUCAAAGACAAAACACCCAUGCAUUGUGACCAGUGUCUGAAGGUUUUCGUGGACCCAGCAGAAAAAUGGUCCCGUCAGCAAGAAAGAAACUCCAUUCACUGCUGGGGGCAACAUCUGGGAGCAAGACUUACUACCAUUGUGCCGUCACCAUUCAGCUAUUCCAGUGGCCUUCUCCUCCUCUUUCUGCUCUCCUGUUGGCAGGGAUGUGACGCAGGAAACCUAAACUACAGAAGUCUUGAUCCCAACAUCACUUGGGGAAAAUCAGCUCCUGUUGUGUUCAGAGGGAUCAAACGAACUUCAAGAGAGAUCCUCACUCAUUCCCAUGUACUGGAAGCUAACGGAUUGACUAAAGUGAGACCUGGGUUAGUACCGGGUCAAAAUACAACCAUUCCAUGGAAGGAAAAGCUCUGGUCUUGUGAUAUUCUGCUCAAGCUAUCCCAACAUGUCUUAGUAACUGCCCUGGGUCCCAGCCUUGCUUGGAAUAUCUUCCCUUACCGUAACUGCGAGCAGGACUUAAAGCCCACGGGGACACUUAUUAGUCCACUGAAACUUGUGCAAGUAAAUGUGAAACCGCUGAUACUUCACAGAGUUCUGAGGUUCCUGGGUGAUUUGGGCUUUCUAGUUGAAGCACAACAAGCCAAAGCUCUAUCUGUGUUGAAGAAACGUGUCCUCAAAACAGGAAAGCCAUUGAGGUAUCCAGUGAAAUCAUUUGAGAGAUGCCCAGACAAGAGGUCUUAUCUCACCCCCUGGCACCCAGGACAUGAUGGCAGGAGGUCAGCUGUUAUAGGGCAUGGAGUUGCCCUUAGGCUGGAAUCUUCAGCCACUUUUCACUCCCUGCUUAUUCAGGAUGGAGGCACAUUAGUCUUUGCAGAUACUCAAGUGCCGCUAGUUCUGAGGACUCGGUAUAUUUUGAUCAGAAAUGGGGGGUCCCUGCUUAUUGGCUCAGAACAAUGUCCAUAUGGCUCUAACGCUACCAUCGUACUGUACGGAAAAUCUACCGAAGGGGAUGACAUAGAAGAUUUUGGAAAGAAGUUCAUAGGUGUAGACAAAGGAGGGAUUUUGGAAAUACAUGGGAGGAAACCAUUAUCAUGGACCUUCUUAGAUGCCACCUUGCACCCGGGAGGGCUCCCUUAUGGAUCGUAUAAGUGGGAGAAGCACUGGGGAAGCAGGGGCAUCAACAUUAGAAUAAUUGAUCCAGAGACCGGCCAGAUAUUAGCUGCGGAUCGCUUUGACACACACAUGUUCCUAGAGGAAGGAAAAAGGCUGGAAGACUUUCUGUCCGUGCAAAGUCCAGGCAAAGUUGUCGCCGCAGCUGUGGGAGACUCUGCAGCAAAGAGCUUAACUCCAGAUGCAAGAAGAUACUUGAGGGAAGCCCUAAACAGCAGAUACAUUUUUCAUCUUGGCUACAGGCAGCCAUGGGCUUUGGUUGGAGUCCUUGGGGAAGGUCCAUUAAAAGUAUCAGAGGAGAGGAAGCAAUAUGAAAGCAAUGGGACAACUGGUAUGGCAGUGGCUAGCAGAGAAUUCCAGACAUACAAAGGGCUGCACUUUACCAUCACUGCUUAUAGUGGCUGGAUUAAAGGCAUUCCAUCGAAUGGGUUCAAAGUGGCGGUGUCUAGGGGCAUCGUCCUUACCCUGGCGGAUGAUGUUACGAGUUGGUUGCCUGGUAACAGAAUAGUCGUUGCAAGUACCGAUUACUCAAUGCACCAAGCUGAAGAAUUCAAUCUUCUUCACUGCCCCGAAUGUAAAAGUAAUCAAGUCAAAAUUGACGGGAGCCCACUAUAUAUGCACAUUGGGGAAGUUGUUGAUGGAGUCGACAUGCGAGCAGAAGUUGGUCUCCUCACAAGGAAUAUUCUAAUCAAAGGAGAAAUGGAAGAUUCUUGUUAUGGGCACAACCAUUGCCAGUUCUUCAACUAUGACACCUUUGGAGGUCAAAUUAAGAUUCAGAGGCAGUUUAGUUCAGUUCAUCUAUCAGGGGUUGAAGUAACGAACAUGGGCCAGCAGCUGCUAGGCAGUUACCCAGUACAUUUCCACAUUAAUGGAGCUGUUGAUGAAGAAGGAGGAUACAACCCCCCGACAUACAUUGACAACAUUGCCAUUCACCACUGCUUUUCAAGAUGUGUCGCUAUACAUGGAACUCAUGGGCUUCUGGUGAAAGAUACAAUUGGGUAUGAUACCCUAGGGCAUUGCUUCUUCCUCGAAGAUGGAAUAGAACAGAGAAAUACAUUUUAUCACAAUCUGGGGUUAUUGAUAAAGGCUGGAACCAUCUUGCCUACAGACCGCAAUGAAGCCAUGUGCCUUGCAAUCCGGGAUAAUGUUUAUGGGGAUUAUAUCCCAGUACCUAGUACUGACUGCAUGGCCGUCAGCACGUUCUGGAUUGCACACCCUAACAACAACCUUAUUGGAAAUUCUGCAGGUGGCGCCCAGGAUGUUGGUAUAUGGUUCAUAUUCCAUAAAGUCCCAUCAGGUCUCUCAGAGGGACAGUACCCUGAAGGACAAUCGGAGUUUACACCACUGGGAAUCUUCUACAACAACAGAGUACACUCCAAUUUCAAGGCCGGUUUAUUCAUUGGGAAAGGAGUCAAAACAACAGUUGCCAAUGCAUUGAACCCACGGGAGUAUCUCACAGUUGAUAAUGCCCGAUUUCGUCCCCACCAAAACGCUGACCCCACUCAGCCUCGAGUACCUGCGGUCAUCGAUGGUCUGAUAGCUUUCAAAAACAAUGACCAUGGUGCAUGGGCCAGAGGGGGGGACAUCAUUUUCCGCAACUCAGGGUUCGCAGAUAAUGGAAUUGGACUCACGUUAGCAAGUGACGGAACUUUCCCAAGUGAUGAAGGCUCCAGCUUGGAGAUCUCCGAUUCCAUCUUUGUAGGAGAAAGUGAGAAUGUGGGCUCACAAGGGGGACAGAACAGCUACUGGGGACGUGGAGGUUCAGGGGAACAGAGGUCACUUCCACGGAACAAAACCUUCCCGAUUCGUGGCUUUCAGAUAUACGACGGGCCUGUCCGGCUGCAUAAAUGCACUUUCAAGAAAUUCCUCCCCACUUCAGACCGACCCUCCAGUGCAAUUGGUUUCUCUCUGAAAAAUUCUUGGCAGGUCACACCUCAGAAUAAUGUUUCCCUGAUUAAGAUGGAGAGGAAUGUUGGGCUCAAAGUGUUUUUUGGCCGGUCAGGGCAAUGGUUUGGAUCAAAUGACUAUGAUGGAGACAAAACGUCGAUAUUCCAUGACCUAGAUGGCUCAGUAACAGGAUAUCCUGACACGUUUGUGGGGCGGGCAGACAACUUUCUUUUGCGCCAUAAGGGCUGCCUUACAGUGCCUCGGUGGAAUGGAGUGAUAUGCACUGGCAGAUAUGCACAGCUUUAUAUCCAGGCGAGGCGCCCCGAGAACCUCGCCAUAUUGGUUUCCAGGGCAAUUUAUCCAUCGCAUCCCCUGAGACUUGUUGGUGUGAAUAAGGGAGCUCCGUUCCAGCAAUACCAACCAGUUGUGAUGCUUCAGCAGUCGUAUACUGUCCGAUGGGAGGGCCAAGCCCCGAGAGAAGUCAUUCUGUACCCGAUCAACUUUAACAGGGGAGACUGGUUGCAGAUAGCUUUAUGUUACCCAAGAAGCGCUGUAUUCCAAGUUAUGGCAGACAUUUACGAUCGCCACACCGGAAGGGUCCACAGCGUACGGCACUACUCCUGGGCUCAUUCCAUUCACCAGGCCUUAAACCCAUCAGAUGCAAGACUAUUUUACUUCAGCCAAGAGUCAGGAUACCUCUUCCUUCACCUACAAGCUCAUUCCAAUCGCAAAGGACAUAGUUACUGUUCACAACAUGGCUGUGAGAGAAUCAAGAUCACGGCUGACUUCUAUCCAGAGGAUCUCAAUGAAUGUAUCCCUAACCCUUACACGGAGAGGGACAGUGAAGAAAACCCAUCCCACCGGCUCUUUGUGUCUCAUCGGGUUGCCAUGCCAUGCAGCCAGUGUGGGGCUCCACAGAUAGCUAUAACCAGUAACCCAUCAAUCAAAUACACCAGGAUACAGGUGCAGUCCCUCCGCAGGGCUGAUACUUUAAAUGGGCUGCAGUCUGCUUUUAUUAAGGUUGAUGAAGAAAUAAUCCUUUUUAAGAGAAGAGGUCUUUUCUUCUUGGUGCUAGAUGCCUGCUCAGGGGCAAUAGUAAGCAAGAGGCAUUUUGACAUGGUUAGCGAUCCAAGGACUACAAAAGCCCUAAGCAGCUUCAUCCAAACAUCAAUGAAACAGAGGUCCGUGGUUCUGAUUUGCUCCAGAGAUAUCAUGGAAGCGCCUCCAAGUUCUGAAAUGUCGGUGUUCACAAAACUUGGCUCAGCCAAACCUGUUGCACUUCUCAGAAAAGGAAGUUUUGCUAUGGUCGGGUACAAGGGACUUUCCAGUCCAUCCUGGAUUAAAAUAGUUAAUAACGGCGCAGAGAAACGAGCUGCAUCUAUUCACCUUUACCUUCCAUUGAUGCUUACGGAAUACAGAUGCCCAGCUCCAAAACUUUAGGAGCCACAAGACUACAAAAGUGUCUUUAAUACCUUUGUCUUCACAGUUAUCUGUCCCCACGGGCAAAAAAAGAACGCACUUAUUUACUGAGCCAUGGAAAAGUAUUUAUGAUAGCCCUUGUCCCAAAGACAGAAUAUGAUCCCAUGUUUUUAUGCUCUUUUUGUGUAUGUUUUGCAGUUAAUAAAUGUUUUUUUCUUUUCUGUAAGCCUGAUGCAUUUGACAAUACAAGAUCUGGUGAGUUUUCUAGAGCCAAGUCUGUAAAACCUGCACUUGUUUAUGGUGGCCAAUGAUUUGAUAAAAUGGGGAACAUACCGUAGAGCCUUGUGCACAUACAGUUGCUUUCUGGGUCAAAAUCUUUUCUUGAUACUGUAUGGUGAGUGAACGUUAUUUCCGAGGAACAGGUAAGAAAUCAAUAGUUAAAUUGCUGUGAUGUAACCUGCACGCUGAACAUGUGAAAUAUCUACCCCUAUCUCCUCCCUUUGUAUGGACAAUCUCAUUUGGAUAGUUGUGAGUUUCAUCUUUUUGGUGGAAGGUAAGAUUGAGCUCAGUGUUUCAGAGGUCCCUGAGCAGAUGCCAGCUUCAUGUAAUCAUCUUGAAGAAACUGAACACAUUGUGU